AUGGGCCCCGGGGGCCCACCUAUUGGCCCCGGAGGACCGCCUACGGACCCCGGCCACGGAGCACCAGGGGGACCAGUUAACCCUAGUGGCCCAGGAGGGCCAGGGGGACCAGGGAGCCCAGGGGGCCCAGCGGGCCCUGGGGGCCCGGGGGGCCCAGGAGUCCCUGGGGUCCUCUGGUGCCAAGGUUGUCCGGGGCCUCCGGACCACCAGGAUGCCCCCGGGGGGGGGCCGUUCAAGGAAGAGCCAGCGGGGUCAAACAACGCUGAAGAGCCCGAGCUGCCGGGGCCCCCAAGGGCCCCCGUAUUCUGCGAAUGCCGUGAUCCCCAAGAAUAG
This is a messenger RNA of Eimeria tenella, 333 nucleotides long. RefSeq lists its product as uncharacterized. The transcript has a single exon. Bases 1 to 333 code for a protein of 110 amino acids. The record is from RefSeq and is a predicted model, not a curated record. NCBI's taxonomy places the organism in Eukaryota, Apicomplexa, Conoidasida, Eucoccidiorida, Eimeriidae.